UUUAUAAAUUAAUAUUAUAUUUGAAUUGUGUAUAUAUUUUAUUAUUUAUACAAAUUAUUUAUAAUUAUAACAGUCAAUAUAAUUAUAUGUCUUAAGUUUUCUGCAUAAUAAACUUAAUUUGAUUAGUAUAUUUGCUCAUUAGAUACAAUUAUAUUAUUAAAAAUAAAAUGCAAAUUUAAAAUAUUGAAUAUCGACAAAUUUUCUAAUUUUUAUGCUAUGUAUAAUACAGAUCUUGUAACAUAAAAAAAAAAAAGAAUUACUUUUAAUAUUCUUCAUAAUAACGUAUUUUUGAUACAAAUAUCACGAAUUUUCUUAUUUUGUUUAAACUAUUAUAAAAUGAGAAUUUUAUCGGAGAACUUGCAUCAUAAAGAAACUACAAAGGAAGAUAUCAUGGAUACAAUUUUUAUGUGCGAAAAUAGCAAAAAUACAAAAGAACGUUCAAAACCUCAACAACUGGAAGAUAAAACAGUCAAUGAUAAUAAUGCGAUUGAAGAAGCCUUUCCGUGGUUACUAGAAUUCAAUAAAAUUGUAUGUUCAUCUACAGGAAAUAGGAGUUAUCGACAUCUCGAACGAUUGCUUUUAUUCUAUACCCAGAAUGUUCUUUCUAGUGUGAAAGCAAGCAAUGUUAAGUGUAGCGAUGCAAUUAAUUUAAAAAACAAUAUUAAUAAUAUAUUAAUAUUCUUUCACUUAUAUUGGCUUGAUAUAAAACAGGAGAUAGCUGAUCAUAGUUUAUAUUUAAAUAAAAUGUCAGCGUUAUUAAGUGUAUAUAUAGAUAUGGAAACUUCCAGACAAGAAAUUGUAAAGAUUUUUGCAGCGUUGUAUAUAUACUUAAGUAAGUAUUAACAAAAAACUGAUUUCUUAUACAAACCAA
Formica exsecta is the source of this 871-nucleotide messenger RNA. RefSeq lists its product as uncharacterized. Bases 337 to 843 code for a protein of 168 amino acids. The record is from RefSeq and is a predicted model, not a curated record. Lineage: Eukaryota; Metazoa; Arthropoda; Insecta; Hymenoptera; Formicidae. The transcript has 4 exons.